Messenger RNA from Micromonas pusilla CCMP1545, 834 nucleotides. RefSeq lists its product as uncharacterized. Lineage: Eukaryota; Viridiplantae; Chlorophyta; Mamiellophyceae; Mamiellales; Mamiellaceae. The transcript has a single exon. The coding region runs from base 1 to 834 and encodes 277 amino acids. The record is from RefSeq and is a predicted model, not a curated record.
AUGGGCGCGUGCGCGAGCAAACCUCCGAAGGAGAUUAAGGCCGAGCCCGCGUUCCCCAGGGACGUGGACCCGGACACGAGCGGAAGCCGGUCGUCUCGCGCGAGCGGCGCGACGAACGAUGGGAAUAAACCCGAGCGCAGGCUCAGCAAGAAGGAGCUGAAGCGACAGCGCAAGGCGGAGCUCGCGGCGCUGCCCCCGGAGUACCACCAGCCCCCGCCGCCGCUCAAGUUCGGCGGCGCGGUCGUCAUGCCCCCGCCGCCGAUAUCCCCGCGCCCGGGGGAGCACCCGGAGCCGACGAACCCGCGGAUUUAUUUCCACGCCUAUCUCCUCCACUUGGCGCACGCGGUGUUAAAGCGCGACUACGACGACCAGGAGGCGCACAUCGGGCACGCGCCCAAGGUGGACGAGACGUGGCAGCGCGCGAUCGCGCGCGUGCGGUGCGACUUCACCGUCUACGUGAACGGGACGGAGCAUCACGUGCGCUUCGACCACGAGGGGCCGCCGCCGUCGGACGUCAAGGCGUACCUGCGAUCGGAGCCGGUGUGCGUCUUCGACGACGACGCGCUCGGGAUGUACCAUCCGGAGGUGCGAUCUAAGCACGAUAAGAAGGAGGACGCCGCGCUGCUCGCGGCGUUCGACCACGUCGUGACCGAGUGCAUGCGAGAGCACAAGGAGCAGUUGGAUCCGUACAGGGACAUAGUCAGGGUGUGCGUGAUAUUCGACCUCAUCACCGCGGUGGGCGCGAGGAUCGAGCACGUGCACAGACACGAAGGGGGGCCGGACGACCGCGUGUGCGCGUAUCAGAUCGCCGCGCGACGGGUCAGGGGGUGGUGA